ACUUAUUGAAAACAUGUGCAAAAUUGUCUGUUUUCUAUAAUUAUAUUAAAUUUAUUAGUAAUGCUUUUCCAUGACAAAAAGAUCACUGUCUAAAGAACAGUUGUUACCCCUUGUCGUAGGAUUCCUCCAAAACAGUCCUGAAGUACGUUCGCCUCAAGAAAUCGCAGACUAUGUGCUGGCAAAUCUGAGAGAUACAGUCAGCGCAAGGGUGCGCAGUAUCCUGGAUGUGGGGACUGCCUUGAGGGCCUUCGUUGAAGUGGAUGGUUGCUAUGCUGUCUGCGGCCCGCUCCCUAUGUUAGAUGCUGUAGUUGACAACUGCUUCUGCAGGAGGAGGCGAUAUUGCAAGCACUAUAGCCGCCAAAGGAAGAGGAAGUUAGGAAAUUACGAAGAGGUGAUAAGGGAAAUGUAUGAGGAGAGAAGGCUUUAUCAAUGAGAUUCCAUUUCCAUAGUGAUAAAUAAAAA
This is a messenger RNA of Nezara viridula (southern green stink bug), 462 nucleotides long. NCBI's taxonomy places the organism in Eukaryota, Metazoa, Arthropoda, Insecta, Hemiptera, Pentatomidae. The record is from the annotation of a GenBank genome assembly.